Bursaphelenchus okinawaensis is the source of this 1331-nucleotide messenger RNA. NCBI's taxonomy places the organism in Eukaryota, Metazoa, Nematoda, Chromadorea, Rhabditida, Aphelenchoididae. The record is from the annotation of a GenBank genome assembly.
AUGUCUGUGGAAAAGGUGGAACGUUCUGAGUUUCCAAAAAUUCUCAAAGAGCUUUUAUUAAACCCAGACUACCUAUUUGUGACCGCAGGACUAAAAUUUCACUUGGACAACAUCCUUGAACUUGAGCUAAGCUUCCAUCUUUGGCGAUUGAAAGACGGAGACAGAGUUGUUUACUGUUAUGUAAAACGUAAUGAGCACAAGUGAGUUUGUGUAAAAAUAUUUAAAUUUAGUUUUUACAAAAAUUUAUAAUUAAAAAACAAUUCUAGAUCUCUUAUACAUAUGGAAAGUAAUUGUUAUGAGUAUGGUUUUUGUCAAAAAAUAGCUGAUUCUUUUGGAGAAACCUUAUUUGAAUUUGUGAAUAAAGCGGAUUAUGUUUUUGCCUUUGCAAUUUUACAGCCUUUGUGUGGUUUGGUAAGUUGCUGUGGUAAAAAAUACACAUUUUUACUACGAGCUUAUUAGAAUAACACGAAUUAAAAAUAUUUACAGCUAGAAGAAAAAUUUUUGGAAAUGGGACUGAAAAAAUCUCAUCCAUUCCUGACUAUGUCAGAUGAAGACAACGUUUACUAUAUAAAAGAAUCUAGUCGAAAAAUGUUAGAAGAAAAGUUACUUGAAAUACCUAAGGGCUAUAAAUGGAGCACAUUGAAACCUGCGGAUGCGGCUGAAAUUUUAUCUGACCAAGUUUACGGUAAAAUCACUUCGCCAAAACCUUACGAGUAAGUAGACAAGGUUUGUGUAAUGUAUAUAGAUUUUUUAUUGAUAAAAGGUAUAAAUAACAUAAAGGCUUAGAAAAAAAAUAUUAUCUGUAUAUAUAACAGAAAAUAUAACAAGUAAAUUUGUAGGCGAACUUUGUCUCUUUUGCCUUCAGUAGCAGUGUAUACUGAGGCAAAUGAGUUAGCAUCGUACGAGUUUUUGGACGUAUCAGGAAUGAUAACGUCACAAUAUACAAGACCAAUACAUCGACAUCAAGGAAUUGGUUCUGCCGUCGAAUGGAAACUUUGUCAAGAAGCUUGGAAGAAGUAAGCUAGUUAGUUUUAAAAGCUCAGGGAAAUAAUGUGUUUAAAGUAACCAAAUAUGCAUAAAAAUAUCUUUACUACAUGUAUAUAAAAAUUAUUAGUCAAUUAUUUGUGAAAUAUAAUAAGUAAAAAACCUUUUACAGAACGAAUCUAAUACCAUUCAAAGCCGUAUCGAAGAACCGUAAACGGGUUAUAAAAUUGUCCGACAAUUCUCCGUUAUGGACACAACGUCACGACGAAAAUGGCAUCCCAACAACAGGAAAAUUCUUUAUGUACUGCAAGAAAGAAAUGCCCAAAAUUGAGUUUUACGAAAAUUAA